Fraxinus pennsylvanica is the source of this 993-nucleotide messenger RNA. The record is from the annotation of a GenBank genome assembly. NCBI's taxonomy places the organism in Eukaryota, Viridiplantae, Streptophyta, Magnoliopsida, Lamiales, Oleaceae.
AUGGAAGCCAUGAAUGGUUUGCUUUCUUUUCCCAAUUAUGAGAAUCUAAACCAAGAUUCUGCCCGUGUGCAGCAGGAACAAGGAGGAGAAUGGGGAGAAAUUUUACUAGAGGAGAUGAAUCUUUGGCCACAUUUUGAUAACACCCCUCCGUUGGACACCUCUGAGGUGGAGGAAAUCGUUGACAGUUUCUUUAACGUGGAAUGCUAUGAAAGAGAUAACGCCAACAAGUCUCCAAACGACGAAAAUGGAGAAUUUAAUCAGUAUAAAGAAAAGGGACUGGACACACAACUUGCCAAUAGGAUGCUAAGCCAAAUUUGGUCUCGUGUGAGCCCUUGGGGCGAUUCAUUGCAGAGAGUUGCGUAUUGUUUUGCAGUUGGAUUGAAGAAUAGAUUAUGUCUUCUUCAAAAUGUGAAUGCUGGUUCAUUCUCUAAUGGUGCCAUUGAUGUCUCCUUGGUCACAAGGGAGGAAAAUAAUGAAGCCUUUGAUUUAUUACACCAAACGACCCCAACUUUGGCAUCACGAAUCGAAGGGCCCCCAAAACUAUUCCGGAUCACCGGCAUAAUUGGAGAUCAAGAUCCACAAGAGUUUGACACUAGCAUGAAGGGCCUUGUUGAAGAAGCUUGUUCUUUGGGCAUUCAGUUGGAAUUCAACAUGAUAGCAGAGCCAGUAACGACUAUCCCGCGAACUAGCCCGGAGAGGAUAAAGAUCGAAAAUUUUCAUCUUGCAGAGCAAAUUCGCAAUGUUAUAGCAUUUGAAGGUUCUAACAGGAUUGAGAGACACGAAAGGGCAGAUCAAUGGCGUAGGCAGCUAGCUCGUGCCGGUUUUCAAGUAGUAGGAAUGAAGUGCAUGAGCCAAGCUAGGACGAUGAUUUCAGCCUAUGGCAGCGAUGGUUACACUAUAAGCAGUGAAAAGGGUUGCCUUCUGCUUGGAUGGAAAGGAAGGCCAAUAAUGUUAGCAUCAGCCUGGCAAGUGCACCAUGCUAAUUCCUCCUAG